This is a messenger RNA of Tarenaya hassleriana, 2179 nucleotides long. RefSeq lists its product as uncharacterized. The transcript has 9 exons. The record is from RefSeq and is a predicted model, not a curated record. Lineage: Eukaryota; Viridiplantae; Streptophyta; Magnoliopsida; Brassicales; Cleomaceae. Bases 113 to 1711 code for a protein of 532 amino acids.
CCACGUGGCAUUAUCGUCUCCGUCCUCUGGGGCAUGAACUUGAACUUGUCGUCUUGUUCGUCGUGCUCGGUUACGAUCGAACAGAGAAUUUUCACUUUUUCAGGUGAAGAGAAUGGCGGCUGUUGCCGGUCUGAUUCGACAGCGUUUCAUGCAUUCGCUUCGGGCUGAGUUGAAUCACGGGUGUGCACCGUCGUAUGUUCUGCUGGACCUGGUCCACGGAACUCGGUGGCUCAGUGGCGGAACUGAGUCGAAUCGGACCGAGUUCCCGGUGGAGAACGCGUAUGUCAUAUUGGGAGUUUCUGAAAUUAGCUCAGUUGCCGAGAUCAAGGCAUCGUUUCGCAGGCUCGCCAAGGAGACUCACCCAGACCUUGCCGAGUCGAAGAAAGAUCCAUCUUCAUCGAAACGUUUCGUCCAGAUUCUCGUCGCUUAUGAGAUUCUUUCAGAUUCUGAGAAGAGGGCACAUUAUGACAGGUAUCUGUUAUCCCGGAGAAUGGUCGUGACAAACCACUCUAGACAAGGCUCGAUGCUUUACAGAUACGAAUCACGAAUGACAACGAGCAAGGAGAUGGAAGUAGUUGAAUGGCUAAAAUGGUAUAGAGGCGCCAUAAAUGAUAUAGUAACAGAGAGGAGAGUAGCAAAUGGCUCAGGCUACUUCGACGUACUUGAAGCAGAUCUCUAUUCAGCCAUUAAAGCUGCAUACUUUGGGCCUGACAUAGACUCGAUGGAGCUUCUACCCGACUGCUUUGAAGCCGAGGAAAGGUCUGUGUGCGAUACUCCGGAGGUUCUGCACUUGGUAUCAGGACGGGACCUUUUUGGAAUGGUCUGCGUGGAAGAUAACUCUCUUGAACUGUCCUCUUCUUGCCAUGCCAAGUUGGCUUCUUCAUUUUGUAUGGAUCAGGAUAUGAACCAACUUGUCGAGAAAGCAAGCUGUGACGUGAAGUCUGAUGAUAUGAUUGGUGCUCGGGUAUCCUGCAUGCAAGUCUCGAGAAAUGAAAGUAUUGUUUCAGAUGCAUAUAAAGAUAUCCAGCUGCAUAUAUCCGGAAGAGUUGUUGCUACAGGCAUUAGGAUUCCCCCGCAAGGGUAUUGUGAAGGGAAACAAAAUGAGGAUGUUAAUGACCGCAUUCAUGUUUUCCUUAAUUUAGAUGAAGGGUCUAAUAAUGCCAACAGAUGGUAUUCAUCUCCCAGAUUUGGAAAUGGAUCCGGAGUUCUUCUUGGAAGCGUUAGUGGUCUUGGGACAAACCCAGAUGAAGGCUCAUGCUAUGUCUAUGAUGGGAAUGGUGUGAAGACUCAUGUUGUCAUGAAACAUAGGACAUUCCUGGUGAGGCAUUUGCAUUGGUACAGGAUUGGGGAUACAGUUUCCAUUUGUGAGUGUAGAUGCAGUAGAGCAAAGUUACCACCAAGCAAGUUUUGGCUGUUCGAGCCUCGUUGUGGCUUACAUGAUGUUGGAGGCUGGUACAUUGAAACUUUCGGGAAGGAUAAAAAGGGCCGGACAGUCCUUUCACAAAGAUUCUGGGAUGGGUUUGAAGUGAGUGAGACAUUUGAUGGGAGACUCCAUCCAGCUAUCUACUUGCUUACAAUUGCAUACCGAACUCUUGAUCUUGAAGAUGAGAAAAGAAGGAAACACUCGGUGGUGGGUAUCAUUGAGGGAAGGCUAUCAAAAGCCUUGGAUUGGUGUAAGAAGUUGGUACGGAGAGGGACCCUUGGAACUUGAUGCCAAAAGACAAACCGAAGAAGAUUCCUUCCGCCAACAGUGAGAAAAUUUUGCAAGAGGCAACUCAAAGACUGAAACUUUUUGUGCAAAUCAGUCCUUCAGAGCAGGACCUAAGUGUGCUAAAAUUUGCAACUAGUGGGCUUGAGGGGGUCAAGCUGGGUCCUGCAAAGAAGUUGCCAGAAUGCAGAUAUAGGACAACUUCUAAAGCUAACUCUCAGUAUAUACGAGGAACCACUUAUUAUAUGGAGCUUUCUCUCCCAAUAGGCUCUGCUCUGUAUUAUGAUAAAGACCCAGGACUUGACGAAUGAUGAAUGCACCAGAAAGCAAAAGCUCUGGCUUAUAGAUUUUGCGGGAAACAGAAGGAACUCAAAAAGUUCAAAGCUUUUUCCAAGAAUCAUCAUCGAGGUAGGGUUUUGGCAAUGGUUUUCACCAUUGCCCCUUUACCCUCCUUAACCUAACUGCUGAGAA